AUGGCAGUCCGUCGCUCCUGACAACCGAUCGAGCGAGAAACUGUUUGAAGUUAAGAUUGUGCUGUUUGAUGUUUGAGAAGAUGCAGUCUGUAUUGUAUCUGACGUGUGCAUUUGUUGCACUGGGUUGUGCUGACAUUGAACAUCAUCAACACGAUCAUCUCAGUGAAGAGCACUAUGUAGAUGGGGAACACAAUGCUGAGUAUGACAGGGACGCCUUCUUUGGAGAUGAGGAGGAAGAGGAGGAAUUUGCCAAGCUUAGUCCACUUGAACAACAGGAGAGAUUGAUAUCUAUUGUGAAGAAAAUUGAUACCAAUUCAGAUGGCUUUAUCUCUGAUGGUGAGCUCAGCACAUGGAUACAGAAGUCUUUCAGACAUUAUUCAACUGAGGAGACAGCACAUCGAUUUCCAGAGUAUGAUGCCGACCAUGAUGGGAUUGUAUCGUGGGAGGAAUAUAACAUGCAUAUGUAUGACCGUGUCAUCAGUUUUGAUGAGGAUGUCGUCUUGAAUGAUUCAGAGGAAGAAUCCUUUAGACUGCUACAUUUAAAGGAUAAGAAACGCUUUGAACAUGCAGACAUUAAUGAUGUUCCUGGACUGAACUUGACAGAAUUUAUAGCGUUUGAACAUCCAUCUGAAGUGGAUUACAUGAUGGAUUACGUCAAGCAAGAUGCAUUAGAAGAACAUGAUAGAAAUGGAGAUGGGUUUAUCAGUCUAAAUGAGUAUCUUGGGGACUACAGGAGAGAUCCAGGUGCAGAAAAUGAUGCUGAGUGGACAAUUGUAGAAAGAGAACGCUUUGAAAAUGUGUAUGAUAAGGAUCAAGAUGGUAAACUUAGCCCUGAGGAGCUGCUUAAUUGGGUGGUGCCCAACAAUUUGGAUGCUGCAAAAGAGGAAGCUGUUCAUCUUAUCAAAGAAAUGGACACAAAUGGUGACGGGAAGCUGACAGAGAAUGAAGUUUUGAGCAACCAGGAGCUCUUCCUCAGCAGUGAAGCUACUGACUACGGCAGACAGCUCCAUGAUGAGCAUUUCUUCCAUGAUGAGCUCUAAUCCUCAAUUGUACACUUUGGACAUCCGGGUUAACUGUUUACACCAAAUGAAAAUGAAUCUGAACAUCUGCCUUUAGUAAGUUUAAAAAAAAAAAACAACCAAC
Molecule: messenger RNA, 1143 nt
Organism: Polyodon spathula (Mississippi paddlefish)
Lineage: Eukaryota; Metazoa; Chordata; Actinopteri; Acipenseriformes; Polyodontidae
Product: reticulocalbin-2-like
Exons: 8
Coding region: 69-1040 (323 amino acids)
Cellular component (GO): endoplasmic reticulum
Molecular function (GO): calcium ion binding
Source: RefSeq, a predicted model, not a curated record